AUGGACUCAAUGAAUGUAACCACUGUGUCAAAUGGCUCACGCGUGGUGAUGCCUCCUGCAGAACAGUUCUGCGACGCCUACUGCAGGGCCAUUCUGACAACAGCCUACAGUGUGGUUCUAUUCGGAGGCACUGCGGGAGCAGUUCUGAUGUCACACAUGAUGUUCAAAAGAAAGAGCCACUCAGCGAUCGCCACGAUCAUCAUUAAUAUCAUUGUGCUGCACUCCUUCCUCCUCCUCAGCCUGCCAUUCCGCCUCAGCUACUACCUCUCAGCAGUCUGGAAGCUUGGGUCUUUUACCUGCCGAGUGGUUAGUGGCGUCAUUUAUGGUCAUAUGUACCUUACCUUUGUUUUCUAUGUGGCCAUUGUCAUACUUCGGUUGCUCAUCUAUUUUAGGAAGCUCCAAACGCAGCAGUUACAAAAGUUCCAUGCUGUGGUUCUAAGUGUUCUUAUUUGGAUGGCAGGAAGCCUCAUCUUUUUGCCAAUAUUUUUUUUACAAUAUGGCACAGAUCCAAUUUACACAGAACAACAGCGAUGCUUCGAGUUUCAUAGAUCUCUCAACUGCAGGGAAAUCAUCAUCAUAAACUACUCCAUAAUUGUCAUCAUGAUGACAACAGUUCUGGUCCUCUUUCUGAUACAGCUGCCUGUCAUUCUUCGUUUGAUAAAAGCCUAUUGGCCUGAUAUGAGGGCCCAUCAAGAGUACAGAGCCCAAAUCAAGAGUUUCUUCUUCUUGUUAGUCAUAGUUGUCUGCUUUAUACCCCACCAUGCAUUCAGGGUGUACUUUAUUCAAAAUUAUCCAGAGCAAGAAAAUUCUAAGUUAAUACUUUACAAUGAAAUCUGUGUUGCUUUAACGGCCUUCUGCUGCCUGGAUAUGUUAUGUUUCAUAGGUGGUGUCAUCCAUUAG
Messenger RNA from Psammomys obesus (fat sand rat), 900 nucleotides. Its product is annotated as probable G-protein coupled receptor 141. Gene Ontology annotation, cellular component: membrane. Gene Ontology annotation, biological process: G protein-coupled receptor signaling pathway. The coding region runs from base 1 to 900 and encodes 299 amino acids. Lineage: Eukaryota; Metazoa; Chordata; Mammalia; Rodentia; Muridae. Gene Ontology annotation, molecular function: G protein-coupled receptor activity; oxysterol binding. The record is from RefSeq and is a predicted model, not a curated record. The transcript has a single exon.